This is a messenger RNA of Prorocentrum cordatum, 515 nucleotides long. NCBI's taxonomy places the organism in Eukaryota, Dinophyceae, Prorocentrales, Prorocentraceae. The record is from the annotation of a GenBank genome assembly.
GGGACAUGCCCGACUUGACGCUCGGCGCGUGCGAGCUCCCGAGAGAUCGUCGACACGAUGGGCCUCCCCCCAGGGUGGCAGGGCGGCCCCCCCCGUGGCUGUGGCCGGCCGGAGCCAGGGCUGCCUGGGGCUGCCGCUGGGCCCCGGCAGCGGCGAGCUGAGGCUGCCCUGCCUCUUCGUGGCGGACCUCGAGCAGGAUGGAUGGUAUUCCGCAGAGAGGCUCCGCGGCACGCUGGCGCUGUACGCGGACGCCACCUUGGUGCGGCACGGCGCGCGGCACCGGGUGCCCGCGCUGGGGCGCGAGGCCGCCGAUCUGGUGUGCGGCUUCCUCGACCGCUUCCGGGCGGCGCCGGCCGCCUGAGCCCAUAUGGCCCCGCCCCGUGGCCUCCGGCCGAGGGCCGCGGCGGGGCGCGCUUGUCCGUGCCGCGCGGGGGGCAAAGAGCGGCGGAGCGUCCUGGCUCGACUGGUGAGCGUCUUGUUUUUCGGCGUUUUUCCGCAUUGGGCUUAGGUCGGGC